GAGAGAGACGCCAACAUGAUCCUGCUCUGCCUUCUGUUCACCCUGACCCUAGGUGCUGUGUCUCCUUCAGAUGGAUCUGAGGUCAAGCUUCAGCAAGGACACUGUGAGGUGGCCUGGUUCAAAUUCAACAACCGAUACUACAAGUACGUGUCCAUACAUAUGAACUGGACUGAUGCAGAGCUCUACUGUGUGUCACAGGGAGCCAACCUGGUGUCUAUUCACAGUCUGGAUGAACAGAAUUUCAUCAAAACCCUGAUCAAGAACUUUGACCAUGCUGAAGGAAGAACCUGGAUCGGACUGAGCGACCUCCACAAAGAAGGCAGCUGGAUGUGGUCUGAUGGUUCUGCAGUGAACUUUACAUUUUGGCUCCCAGGAGAGCCAAACAACAACUACGGAAGGGAAAACUGUGUUCAUAACAACUUUAUCACCCAUAAGAAAUGGAAUGAUGGAUAUUGUACUGACCAUUUUCCUUCUGUUUGUGCAUCUCGCAUAAUGUGUCCUCAGUGAUUGUUUAGUCUGAUUUAACUUGGUCACUGAUCACCUGAUGCUUGUUGAUGUGAAAUAGUCCUCAGCAAUAAAGACACAAUGCAAACUUC
Messenger RNA from Pleuronectes platessa (European plaice), 596 nucleotides. Its product is annotated as lactose-binding lectin l-2. The record is from RefSeq and is a predicted model, not a curated record. Lineage: Eukaryota; Metazoa; Chordata; Actinopteri; Pleuronectiformes; Pleuronectidae. The transcript has a single exon. Gene Ontology annotation, molecular function: signaling receptor activity. Bases 16 to 507 code for a protein of 163 amino acids.